This is a messenger RNA of Prorocentrum cordatum, 799 nucleotides long. Lineage: Eukaryota; Dinophyceae; Prorocentrales; Prorocentraceae. The record is from the annotation of a GenBank genome assembly.
CGGCCUGGAGGCGGUGUGGCGCCUGGCGCUGGCGUGCGGGGCCGUGCCCUCCGUGCUCGCCUUCGCGCUGCGCCUCCAGAUGCACGAGCCUGAGGAGGCCGCGGCGCCAGCGGCGGGCCACGGCCAUGGUGAGCAGUGGCACGAGAUUCGGGAGGUGUUCAGAUCGAAGUGGCACGUGUUCACCGGGGCGUGCGUUUCCUGGAUGCUAUUCAAUUUUGUCGGCUACGGCCAGAGCACGUUCUCGUCAAUCAUCUGCGAGCAGAUGCUGGGGCUCGCUGGCAACAGCGUCUACAGUGCUGUGUCCAGGGACGCGUGGUUCGCCUUGGUUCUGGGCAUCUGCGCGGCCAUGGGCAACCUCGUCGGCUUCGUGCUUGAGGCAAAGACCUCCCGCUGCGGCCACCAGCUCAUCGGAUUCGCCGGGAUGGCGACCUGCAACCUGGUCAACGGGACGCUGCUCGGGGUCCUUCCGCAGAGCAUGGCCUGGCUGCUUGUCGCCAUCUUCUGCGUGAACGCCGUGGCGCACGCGCAGGUCGGCAUCACGACCUACCUGGUUCCGACCGAGAGCUUCCCCGCCGUCGCCAGGGGGACGUGCGUCGGGCUGUCCGCCGCGUGCGGCAAGGUGGGCGCUGCCGUCGGCACGGGGCUGUUCCCCACGGUGCAGGCGACGCUGGGCCUGGGCAGCGUCAUGACCUUCUGCGGCGGCCUGCUGCUGUUCGCCUGUGUCGUCACCUGGAACAUGACCCCCAGGGGCGGCGACCUCGCGAAGGGCAGCCUGGAGAGGCAGGACUUUCGGUGGUAG